Molecule: messenger RNA, 1426 nt
Organism: Sinocyclocheilus grahami
Lineage: Eukaryota; Metazoa; Chordata; Actinopteri; Cypriniformes; Cyprinidae
Product: GDP-L-fucose synthase-like
Exons: 10
Coding region: 210-1250 (346 amino acids)
Biological process (GO): nucleotide-sugar biosynthetic process
Molecular function (GO): GDP-L-fucose synthase activity
Source: RefSeq, a predicted model, not a curated record
UAGCAGUGCGCAUGCGCACUGACCGGACCGACCGGAAACUUACGCCUGUACCGCUAUCUGAGCAGAGGAAACAAUAUAUCGGGCGGCGCAUGUCACAUUGUAUUGCAGAUUAGAAAUAUGUUACUUAAAUGAAUUUAGCAAACAGUUCUUGGCAUUUCGGUAGCAGAUAGGAGUUGAUUUUGCAUGAGCAAAACAGCGGCCCGGAGGCCAUGAAAAUAUGGUCACCGACUGAACUGAGUUCACAAGAAACGGACUUUAACUACAGUGACACCAGAGAGCAGAUGGACGGGUCGGUCGGGCCGAUGCGAGUGUUGGUGACGGGUGGCAGUGGGCUGGUGGGGCGAGCGAUAGAGCGGGUGGUGAAAAAGGAGGGCGAAGAGAGAGAAGGAGAAGAAUGGAUAUUCCUGUCAUCCAAAGAGGCCAAUCUUAUGAGCGCUGAAGAGACGAGAGCAGCCUUCGAGAAACAUCGUCCCACGCACGUCAUUCAUUUGGCCGCCAUGGUGGGCGGGCUCUUCAGAAACAUGAGACAGAACCUGGACUUCUGGAGGAAUAAUGUGUUUAUCAAUGACAAUGUGCUGCAGGCGGCUCAUGAGUUCGGUGUGGUAAAGGUCGUUUCUUGCCUUUCCACGUGUAUCUUUCCAGAUAAAACCACCUACCCUAUAGAUGAGACCAUGAUCCACAACGGUCCGCCUCAUGAGUCUAAUUUUGGUUAUGCUUUCGCCAAACGCAUGAUUGAUGUCCAGAACAGGGCGUUAUUUCAGCAGUAUGGUCGGAAAUAUACAGCCGUCAUCCCCACCAACAUGUUUGGAGCCCAUGACAAUUACAACAUUGAAGACGGUCACGUGAUGCCGGGGUUGAUCCACAAGACGUACCUGGCAAAGAAGGAAGGUAAACCUCUGCAGGUCUGGGGUUCGGGUCGCGCUCUGCGGCAGUUCAUCUAUUCUCUGGAUCUGGCUCGUCUGUUUCUGUGGGUUCUGAGGGAGUACGACGAGGUGGAGCCCAUCAUUCUGUCAGUCGGGGAGGAGGAUGAGUUGACUGUAAAGGAUGCUGUGGACGCUGUGGUUGAAGCGUUCGGGUUCGAAGGGGAAGUGAUUUAUGACACUAGUAAAUCAGACGGUCAGAUCAAGAAAACCGCCAAUAACGCCAAACUACGCAAAUACCUGCCAGACUUCAAGUUCACACCGUUCAAACAAGCCGUCAAGGAGACGUGUGAUUGGUUUGCAGCCAAUUAUGACACCGCCCGUAAAUGAAGAUCUUCACAUUGUCUGUGGGGAGCUUGAACACCGUUCAACGCUGAAAAAUUACUGAUUGGACACUUUCAACAACGCUUAAUCAUUUUUACGAAGACAAAAUCAUUGGAUACUGCCAUCGAGGCUUUCCCUUCAUUUUUUUUCCUACUAAUUUCAUCCCUUAAAAUUCAAUUCAA